ACCAGCAUCUAACAAAACGUACAUCAAUCUCUCUCUGUCUCUCUGAUGGCAAUCUCCCCUUUCUGGAACAUCGAAGUCCAUUCAUGGGGGAGUUAUUUCCUCGAGGCAGCUCUGCGUCCAUAGAUGACUUGCCAGAAACACCUAAAACACCAAAACCACCACCAUCACCACCACUUCCCCAAACACAGCACCAACAAUUAUCUCUUGUCCAACCACCCCAAAAAAAGAAACACAAACCCAAAGUUUUUCGUAUCUUACGCUCGGUUUUUCGAACUUUCCCCAUUAUAACGUCCCCAGCAUGCAAGAUUCCUGUCCUCUCGGGGGGAUUGUUAGAGAGUGCUCGGGGGAUUUCGGGAAGUAAAGUUACAGGGACUUUAUUUGGGUAUCGUAAAGGUAGGGUAAGCUUGUCCGUGCAAGAAAACCCCAGGUGCCUCCCUUCAUUAGUUGUUGAGUUAUCAAUGCAAACCAGCGUGUUACAGAAAGAAAUGAGCACAGGGAUGUUAAGGAUUGCCCUAGAAUGUGAAAAGAGAUCUGAUAAAGAUAAGAUUAGGGUGUUAGAUGAGCCAUUGUGGACAAUGUUUUGCAAUGGCAGAAAGGGUGGCUAUGGGGUUAAAAGAGAUGCCUCAGAGGAGGAUUUGAAUGUCAUGGAGCUUCUCAAGGCAGUAUCCAUGGGGGCUGGGGUACUUCCAGGGAAUUCUGUGGUUGAGGGCCCAGAUGGGGAGUUGGCCUACAUGAGAGCCCAUUUUGAACGUGUUGUGGGCUCAAAGGAUUCCGAGACACUAUACAUGAUAAGCCCAGAAGGUGAUACUGGGCCUGAACUUAGUAUAUUCUUCGUGAGGGUUUGAGUAAGAUUACUGAAACGGGGUUUUGCUGUUCUUUUUAUGAACUGACGUUUUCUUGCUAACGAAAGAGAUGACUGGCGAAAUCUUCUUCGUUUCUAGUUAUUUUUUCAUUAUCUUUUAUUUGUACAAAUGUAAAGUCUCCUCCAGGAAAAAGACUAAAACCUCUAACAACACCUUAUAGCAAUUGCCAUGA
Messenger RNA from Populus trichocarpa (black cottonwood), 1035 nucleotides. Its product is annotated as protein MIZU-KUSSEI 1. The coding region runs from base 84 to 845 and encodes 253 amino acids. Lineage: Eukaryota; Viridiplantae; Streptophyta; Magnoliopsida; Malpighiales; Salicaceae. The transcript has a single exon. Gene Ontology annotation, biological process: hydrotropism. The record is from RefSeq and is a predicted model, not a curated record.